Molecule: messenger RNA, 2111 nt
Organism: Tricharina praecox
Lineage: Eukaryota; Fungi; Ascomycota; Pezizomycetes; Pezizales; Pyronemataceae
Exons: 7
Coding region: 413-1900 (495 amino acids)
Molecular function (GO): dioxygenase activity
Source: RefSeq, a predicted model, not a curated record
AUGAUGGCAAAAUUGUGGGGCAAUCGGAUUCGCACGCCUCUCUCCCGCCAGCCAGCCAGCCAAGCCAGCAUCCCUCACCUCUCGAUAUGGUCGGCGUUGGUCGCUUGUAUUUCCCGAUUUGUCAUUCAGGGGAUCGGCAUGAUUGGCAGCAUCCGACAGCGGAGUGGGGCUGUGCUGUGGGCGUGCAUAGAAACGGGGAACGCUUCAACACAAAGAAAAGCGGGGAGGGACAGCGUGACGAGCGAGAGAUAGAGACAGACCGCAGCGGAAGAGUUCUAAGAAGAAGAAAGAGACGAAGAAGAGGCAAGAGCACGAGGUUAUCAUUUCAUCCCAUCAUCCCACUCUCCACCACCACCGCACCAACUCCGUAGAUAGCUCCCUCCCCCAGCCCGAUCACCUCCCUCGAUCAACCAUGUCGUCCUUCACCGAGGUCCCAAUCCUCGACCUCUCCCUCGCUAAAGACCCCGCGACGAAGCCCGCCUUCCUUGAGGAUCUCAGGAAGGCGCUGCUCGAGGUCGGAUUCCUCUACAUCAAGAACACCGACGUCGAUGCACAGCUCGUUAAGGAUGUAAUCCGUCUUACGAAGGAGUUCUUUGACCUACCAACAGAGGAGAAGUUGCGGUUGGAGAUGAAGAAUUCUCCCCACUUCUUGGGAUACUCGAAACUUGGCAACGAGAUAACGAAGCACGCGACCGAUUACCGUGAGCAGAUAGACCUUGCUACCGAGCUUCCCUCCCCUUCGGACGACGAGCCCCGAUAUCGCAAGUUGCGAGGACCGAAUCAAUGGCCGAAAGACGAUCUCAUUCCCGGGUUCAGGAAGACAAUCGAAGAGUACAUCGAGCAGAUGGGUGAGCUGAGCACCGACUUUACAUCGUUGAUCGCCGAAGCUGUCGGACUUCCAACGAAUGCUUUCGAGCGGUUCUUCGAAGGAAUCGGAGAGAGUGCGAGCGGAACCAAGAGGCAAGAUAAGCUGAAGCUCGUCAAGUACCCGGACAUGGAGGAGCUUCAGCAGGAUGGAGAGAGUGCUCAAGGCGUAGGACCACACAAAGACUCAAUGCUCUCCUCCUACCUACUCCAGGUACCACCGCACAAUAAUCUCCAGGUUCAGAACUCAGAAGGCGCUUGGAUCUCCUGCCCACCAAUAGACGGGACCUUUGUUGUUGCUAUGGGACAAGGUUUGGAAGCUAUCACCGGUGGUGUGAUUGCCUCGACCACCCACCGCGUACUCUCCCCUGCUGCCGGCGAGGGUCCGCGGUACUCGAUUCCUUUCUUCCAAGGUAUCAGCUAUGACGCCCGAUUCGAGAGCAUGGAAGUUCCGGAGGAGGUGCGGAAGCUGAAGAAACAGGUUAUGGGCAACGAUGUCGAGAUGACUUUCAGGAGUGAUAUGUUUGAGAGGCUGGGCGAUGCUACUCUCACCAACCGGGUCAAGUCGCACACCGAUGUCGGAGGGAAAUAUUAUCCGGAUAUCCUCAAGAGUCUUGAUAAUCUCAAGUUGUCCACUUCCCUCGAUAUUCCAGACGACGACCCAUCUUUUGAGAAGCCGAUUGGCCGCAAGCGUGCUCCCUCGAUCGUCAUCGACAAAGUCGACGAGCUCCCCAGCUAUGGUGAGGACCCUGGCCCAGACGGAUCUCUGCAGCGGAAGGAAGCGUUCGAGAAGCGAAAGAUGGACGCGCAGCCGGACGAGAUACGGAUCGGCGACGACGGAAGGCCCAUGGGCCGCAGAAGAGCACCCACCAUCGUCCUCGACCGAGUCGACGGAGAUCCAGCGUACGGCGAAGACCCGGGCCCAGAGGGUUCGUUGCAACGCAAGGAGGCCUACGAGAAACGCAAGAUGGAUGCCACCCCCGAUGAGGUUCGCGUGAUUCACGGCGACUACUUCCCGCCUGCUUCUCCGAGCUAGUUCCCCUUGUGUGUUACUGGUGACGGGGUCGUGGAGAGGUGAUACCUGUAGGUCGGCAUCGUAGCGUUUUCUUCUUGCUUGUUCGGGAUGGAUCUCUAUAAAGUUGGAGUUACAUUUAAAUGGCGAUUUAGUUUCAUGUGUGCAUGACCUGUCAACGCCAUUUGUCUCAGUGAACCCGCGAGUCAAGAGCCCAAAGCCCGGAGCCCUGAUG